Messenger RNA from Amaranthus tricolor (Joseph's coat), 2406 nucleotides. RefSeq names its product probable serine/threonine-protein kinase PBL17. NCBI's taxonomy places the organism in Eukaryota, Viridiplantae, Streptophyta, Magnoliopsida, Caryophyllales, Amaranthaceae. The transcript has 6 exons. Gene Ontology annotation, biological process: protein phosphorylation. The coding region runs from base 572 to 2062 and encodes 496 amino acids. The record is from RefSeq and is a predicted model, not a curated record. Gene Ontology annotation, molecular function: protein kinase activity; ATP binding.
AUAAAAAUUAGUCCAAGAUGGAGAAGGGAGUACAUAAAACAAUUGUACCGUUGCCUAAUUAAGGUUCUUUUCUUAUUCUCUAAUGGCUUCCCGUUUUCCCCGCUUUUUUUUUUUCCAAAAAUCAUUAAUCAACUUUCUGUUCUCCAUUCCCCCCUUUUUCUCUCAUUUUACCCAUCACCAUCAUCCGUUGAAGUUGUCAUUUCCUCUACAAACAUAUCUUGUCUGGCAUUCUAUUUUGGCAAUUUCAAUUCAAACAUUCAGUUAAUUAGGAUAAAAAAAACUCCCCAAAAAGCUAAAAUUUCCACCGGGCGACUUGCCGGAGCUCCGGUAAAGUUUUUCCGGGGGUUUACCAAAAUUUCUCACAUUACCCAGAUCAAACGUGCCCCUGUUCUAUUGAUAUCAUCACUCUUUGAGAGGAACUUUUUGGGAUUUUCUUCAAUGAGAAACAAGUAACAAAAAAAUUUGUUUUGGGGGUUGGCUUUUUUUCCCUUGGGUUUGUAUUUAAGCACAAAUUGGGGGUGCUUUUGAUUUUGAUUUUUCUGCAAAAAAGAAGAAUUUGUUGUUCAAAUACAUGUCAAAAAUUGAUGGGAAAAUGAAGCAUCAACAGAAGAAAAGUGGUGGGUUAAAAUUAAUGGGUAUGUGUUUCAGUUCUCAAGAAUCUCAACAACAAUCUUUGCCUGAAUCACAUUUGCAUUACCAACAAUAUCAUCAGUUGCCCCACCAUUACAAUCGCCAUCACCAACAACAGCAUCAAGUUCCUCGUCAUCAUAGAGUUGGAGGUGCUAAUCGAGGUGGUCGAAUGUCCCCAGUCCUAAGUCAUGGUACAACUGCUACAAAUAAAGAGGCAAGUAAAGGAGAGAAGGUCGGUAAUAAGAUCUCAAACUUUUUGUUUACCCCAAAAGAUGUGCAAGAACUCCGCCAACAUCCUGAAUAUAGUAAUGUUGACAUCUUUACGUUCGAGGAGAUGAAAUUGGCGACAAAACACUUUCGACCAGAUCUUAUACUCGGGGAAGGUGGGUUUGGAGUUGUUUAUAAAGGAGUUAUAGAUGACACCGUGAGACCAGGAUACAAAUCCAUAGAGGUAGCAAUUAAGCAGCUGAAUCCACAUGGUUUCCAAGGGGACAAAGAAUGGCUGACUGAAGUUAGCUACUUAGGACAGCUUAGCCAUCAAAACCUUGUAAAGCUGAUCGGAUACUGUUGUGAAGAUGAGCAUAGGCUACUGGUUUAUGAAUAUAUGGCAUCUGGAUGCCUGGAGAGACAUCUUUUUCGCAGAAUGUCUGCCACUCUCACGUGGUUGAGACGAAUAAAAAUUGCUCUUGAUGCGGCAAAAGGGCUUGCUUUUCUUCAUGGCUUGGAGCGGCAAAUCAUUUACCGUGACUUUAAGACGUCAAAUAUCUUGCUUGAUUUGAAUUUCAAUGCAAAACUUUCUGAUUUUGGGCUUGCAAAGGAAGGACCUAUGGGAGACCAAACCCACGUGUCGACUCGUGUUAUGGGCACUUAUGGAUAUGCAGCUCCAGAAUAUGUAAUGACUGGACAUUUAACGGCAAGAAGCGAUGUCUAUGGUUUUGGAGUUGUGCUGCUCGAGUUGCUAAUAGGAAGAAGAGCAUUAGACAAGCGUAGACCAAGCCGAGAGCAUAAUCUUGUCGAAUGGUGUCGGCCACUUUUGAACAAUAGCAAGAAACUACUUCAAAUCUUAGAUCUAAGAAUUGAUGGACAAUACUCCAUCAAGACUAUGAUGAAGGUGGCAAACCUUGCACACCAAUGCCUUAGCCAAAACCCAAAAGGAAGACCAUUAAUGAGUCAAGCUGUUGAUAUUCUCGAAGCUGUAUAUCAAGAGGAGCAAAUCCGGGAAACCCUUUAUGAAGAAGCUCGUAAAGAGAACUCUAACAUCAACACCCUCGUAAUGAAAAAAAUCGAGGGCGAAGAAGUACAACAAGUUGUUCCACGCGGAAGGAGAAGAGAUGGAAGAAGUAGAAGCGAGCCUAGAAAUGAUAUUUUCAGUGGGCAUUCACCCGAACUCAGGAUUCGAAAUAGAUCGUGUAGAGAUCAGACAUCAGAGUGAAUGAAUGUGUGAUUCUUCUCCUAUUAUGUGUGCCAUUUUUUCUCCUAUUAUGUGUGAUUCGUAUGCUCCGCUUUCGAGUAUUGGGGAUGCAGGAAAUUUCUCUUACCAGUACAACCCCUUUGAAAGAAAAAAAGAUCAGAUAAUCAGAACAAGUGUUUUAUGUAGAUUUGUGAAGCCUCUUGCGUAUAAGCUGGGAGUUUCCAAUUUGGAUGUGUAAAUUAGAUAAUCAUCAAUGAUGAGUCCUCAUAAUUUAAUCUUUCAUUUGUUAUGAGUUGUAGUUUCUAACUUAAUUCCUCCGUUCGUUAACGUUAUUCCUCUAAAGAAUAUUUCUAUUUAUAUUACAA